ACCAGAACAUCAACAGUUCAAGGACGAAGAGAAGCAACUCUGCAUCAGUCAGGAUGAAGAGCAUCUUGUGCUGAAACAGGAGACUGAUGACAUUUUGGUGAACAAACAGCAGAAAGGCACAACUGAGACUUCAGAAAAAGAAAAACACAAGAAAACUCAACCAAACCAAAAUCUAUAUUCUUAUAAAAUUUGUGAUAAAACUUUUUCUCGAAAUAAUUCCUUCAUGAUACACGUGAGAACUCACACGGCCAAGAAAUCUUUCACAUGUUCAACCUGUGGAAAAGGUUACCCUCACAAGAGUCGUUUAACUAAUCACAUGAGAAUUCAUACAGGUGAAAAACCGUUCACAUGUGCAGCUUGUGGAAAAAGUUUCCAUCAGAUUGGCAUUUUAAACAGACACAUAAGAAUUCACUCAGGUGAGAAGCCUUACACGUGCACAACCUGUGGAAAAAGUUUUGCGUCUAAAUCUCAGUUACUUGAUCACAUGACGAUUCAUACAGGUGAGAAGCCUUUCUCAUGUGGGAACUGUGGAAAAAGUUUCCGGAGGAAACCUGACUUGGUUAGUCACAUGAGAGUUCACACAGGUGAGAAGCCGUUCUCAUGUGGGACCUGUGGAAAAUGUUUCACUCAUAAAAAAAGUUUAACUGUUCACAUGAGAGUUCACACUGGUGAGAAGGCGAUCACUUGUAGCACCUGUGGAAGAAAUUGCUUGAAUAAAUCUCACUUAGUUGAUCACAUGAGAACUCACGCAGGUGAGAAGGCUUUCUCAUGUGGGACCUGUGGAAAAAGUUUCACUCAUAAAAAAAGUUUAACUGCUCACAUGAGAUUUCACACAGGUGAGAAGACUUUCUCUUGUGGCACCUGUGGAAGAAAUUGGUUGUAUAAAUCUCACUUAGUUACUCACAUGAGAACUCACACAGGUGAGAAGCCUUUCUCAUGUGCGACCUGUGGAAAAUGUUUUGCUGGAAAACACCUUUUACAUUUUCACAUGAAGACUCACACAGGUGAGAAUUCUUUCUCAUGUGGGACCUGUGGAAAAUGUUUUCCUUUUAGGUCAUUUUUACUUCAUCACAUGAAGAGUCACACAAGAGAGAAGUCUUUCUCCUGUGGGAUCUGUGGGAAAAGUUUCACUAAAAAAUACCUUUUAACUUCUCACAUCAGAAUUCACACAUGUGAGUAGUAGCUGUGCAUUGAUUUAUCAGCCAGCCGAUUAAUCUAUGUUGAUUUUCUUAAUUUUGGGACAUUGGUGAUCAGCAGAAACAUGCAUGUGAAGCCGAUCUGAUCCCCCAAUUUUAUUGACCUCACCCACUGUCCUCUUCUGUUCCGUUGAGAGGUUUGACUAUUAGACCGGCCCACCAGGUCAUGUCUGCACUUUUGCAAUCGGUGCACCCUUAGUGAAAAGUGAGGAAAAUGUUUUGUGUGUAGAUCCAGUUUACGUCAUCACAUGAAGAUUCACACGGGUUAGAAGCUGUUAGGUGAAAUGUGUAUAUAUAUUAUCAUAUAUUUGUUGUUUCAUUUAUAACAAUAGUGUUACUUAUAUGAUGUUCCGUCUUAUAUGCCUUUAUUGUUUUCUUUUCCUUCAGCAUAAAGAAUGUUUCUGUAUUGUUUGAUUUACUUUAUUUCCUUUUUACAAGAGGGCCUCCCUGAAGAGAAGCAGUGACAACCGAGCUCACGGGGUUUAUUGCUCAGCAGGACUGUUUCUUCCUUUGAACUGUUAGAUAGCUGUAGAACCGUCGCCUUGAAGAUGUACGACUUGUUCUUUUUUUACUCUGUGUCUUAAUGCAAGAUAACAUGUGUUUAGUCAGUGAUUGUCAUUAGCACUGCAACUAAGUAAUGAAAUGUUUUGUCCCCACCCCUUAGAGUUGCAGUGUUCUCUGUGAUAGGGACUCUGAAAGUAA
Xiphophorus hellerii (green swordtail) is the source of this 1898-nucleotide messenger RNA. RefSeq names its product gastrula zinc finger protein XlCGF8.2DB-like. Gene Ontology annotation, molecular function: DNA-binding transcription factor activity, RNA polymerase II-specific; RNA polymerase II cis-regulatory region sequence-specific DNA binding. Bases 224 to 1180 code for a protein of 318 amino acids. Gene Ontology annotation, biological process: regulation of DNA-templated transcription. The transcript has 2 exons. NCBI's taxonomy places the organism in Eukaryota, Metazoa, Chordata, Actinopteri, Cyprinodontiformes, Poeciliidae. The record is from RefSeq and is a predicted model, not a curated record.